CUUAAAACAAAACUCAAAAAUCGCCCUAAGCCGAGACCGCCACCUUUCUCUCUCUACCGGCAGCUCCCGUUCCUAACGACGCUCUUCCUCUUAACAUUUGGCCGUUUCUGGUGCCUUAGCUGCCAUCUCUUGUCGGGUUAUGGGAUCGUCGAAUAUUAGAGAUAUCUUGACAGAAUUUAGUCCUUCUUUGGACUACUUUGCUAUUAGUUCCGGAGAUGGUCGAAUUAAGAUUUGGGACACUUUGAAGGGUCAAGUUCAAACUGAAUUUGCAGACUUUGUAUCAAGUGAGGUAACAAACAUAUAUGCUAAGGCAGAAAGAGGGCAUCUUUCGAUUGAUUACAAAUGUAUGAAGUGGUUGUCUUUUGACAAAAAGAAGAAAAGGAAGCUUGCAAGUUCUUUGCUAAUCUUGGGAACGGGAAGUGGUGAUCUCUUAGCACUUGAUGUGUCUGCUGGUCAGUUGAAGUGGAGAGUUAGUGAUUGCCAUCCUGGGGGUGUCAGUGCCAUUGCAUUUUCUACAAAUGGCUCUUGCAUUUACAGUGCUGGUGCUGAUGGGAUGGUUUGUAAAAUCGAUUCACUGACUGGAAACUUAUUGGGGAAGUUCAGAGCUUCUACAAAGUCAACAUCCUGUAUGGCUGUCUCAUCAGAUGGAAAGAUGUUAGUGACUGCAGCUGCACAGUUGAAGACUUUUGAUUGUUCUAAUCACAAAAAGAUACAAAAGUUUACUGGCCAUCCUGGAUCUGUUCGGUGCAUGAUAUUUACUGAAGAUGGAAAGUUUAUACUAUCAUCUGCUCUUGGUGAAAGAUAUAUUGCUUUAUGGAGAACAGAUGGAGGCAAAAAGCAGUCAGCUAGUUGUGUUUUAGCAAUGGAGCACCCUGCAGUCUUCAUAGAUAGUAGAUGCGUUAAUGACAGGGAUCUCUAUGUUUUUGCCAUUUCAGAAACUGGUGUUUGUUAUUUUUGGUAUGGCCAGGAUGUUGAGAAAUUACGCAAUGCCAAGCCUACAAAAGUUUCAUUAUCUUUGGAAGCCGGUUUCUCUAAAACUUACAAAGGUGCAUUACCUACAAUAUUUGCUGCAAAAUUGCAAGGCAUUGUCAAGCCAGCAUCCAUACAUGCAUUUCUUGCCCAAGGUUUGUUGGUAAAGCCAUCAUUUCAGAAAAUCGUGGUGCAUUAUGGCACUGAUAUAUUGUUGAGUAGCUCUCAGGAUGGAGUCCUUUUACCAAUGAGUCAGUCCCUUAACAAAUCCAAGAAAGGGCCGGAUUCGCAGAAUAGAGCAAUUGCAUUGGAUCGUGCACAUGCUGAGGAUGCCAUACUUCCAAUCCCCAAUAUUUUUGAUCUUCACGGAGAAAAGGAAAGAUAUAGAAGUUUGAGUGUUGAUGCUGACGAUGUAAUGGUUGAUUCCAUUGGCCAUGGGAAUCAAGCUAAGUUAUCGGAUGGAAAAGGUGACAUGAUACAAGUAGAUGCUGACUCCAAAGCACUUUGCAUGGAGGAUCAGCUAAGAACGCUGGGAAUACUUGAUGAUCUUACAUCCAACUCUUCACUUGAUUCCACGAUAUUUGAUGGUAUUAAUCUUGAAGCUAAUGUCCCACCAAAGAAGAUGAGAGCAGUUGUUUCAUCUAUGGUGCCCGGUGAUGCUCACAAGUUGCUGGAAAACUUGGUGGGAUUGUGGCAAUCAAGGUCAAAUAGUGGAAAGUAUGUUCUUCCUUGGAUAUAUAGUGUAUUGGUGAAUCACGGUCCUCUUAUCAUGUCUCAAGAAUCCCUAACUCAGAUGCUUAAUUCCUUAUUGAAGACUACUAGAUCCAGAGGGUUGGCUAUUCAGCCUUUGCUACAAUUAUCUGGACAAUUACAGCUUGUAACAGCGCAGAUUGACAAGGCAGCUCAGAACAAAAGUCGACUCUCCACAAGUGAUCACCAAAUGGAUGAAAGUGAAGAUGAAGAUGAAGAUGAUGUGGAUGAAGUCAUUUACAGGGAAGAAGAUGAUGAAUCCCAACUAAGUAGCGAUGAUGAUAAUUAACUGCUUUUCAUUGCAAGAGAUCAAAAAGUGCAGAGCAGUGCCCGUUUUCAGAUGGAUUGAAAACAAAGGGGCUUACUCUUAACGUUGGUUGGACAGCUGGCCUUCAACCUUCAACCCCGUAUCAGUCUGUUUGAGUUCGGGUUUUUUUCUGGUGCUGCUAAUAUGGUUACUCCAAGAGGGACGUUUCCAUGGUAUGGCUGUCCGUGUGUCUGGUCCUGCCAUAGCUGUCGUCCACAAUUUUGUGCUGCCCAUUUUUCCUUGUUUAUAUUGAUCCUGUUCUUUGUUCCUUAAAAAUAUAGGUUAUUAUUAUCAUAUUAUACUAUAAUCAGCCCUCAUUGUUUCUUAAUGCAAAUAAAUUUGUUCUAGCA
Molecule: messenger RNA, 2376 nt
Organism: Theobroma umbraticum
Lineage: Eukaryota; Viridiplantae; Streptophyta; Magnoliopsida; Malvales; Malvaceae
Product: transducin family protein / WD-40 repeat family protein
Molecular function (GO): protein binding
Source: RefSeq, a predicted model, not a curated record